This is a messenger RNA of Sphenostylis stenocarpa, 204 nucleotides long. Lineage: Eukaryota; Viridiplantae; Streptophyta; Magnoliopsida; Fabales; Fabaceae. The record is from the annotation of a GenBank genome assembly.
AUGACAGACACGCACGAUCCUCAUAACUCCAAAAUGUCAAACACAAGCCUAGAAGGCAAAACAGCGCAGAAACAACAGUACAAGCGAAAACAUCACAGACCCAGGGGAGCCCACGCGAAACCAGACAACCCCAGAUCCAAGCAGGGCACAGAGGACUCACCGGCUACAAAGAGAAAGGUUAAAAAGUGGAGAAAGAUGGUGUGA